AUGGAAAGUAAUCUACUAGCAAGCAUUCAUGGAAGCAUAGGACCAGUACUGUACAUCAAAUACCAACAUCCUGGUGGAGAUUCUCCAUCAGAUCCCCUACCAGCUGGGCAUGCAGAGAAUAAAUCUCCACAAGAAGAUACGUUACCUAGCAGUAAUCAGGAAAAUGCUGAUAAACAGCCUCCCCAGGUCCACAGAGAGUAUUCAGGAAAUCUGCUAAAAACAAGCCAUUUACAUGAUAGCCAUCUAGGAAGAGAGUCAUAUGUAAUAGCCCAACCACUGGCAAAUCUUGGUGAAGAUGAAGGACCAUUUGCAGAAAGCAGUAUCCGCAGAGGUUUCAUCAGGAAAGUGUAUUUCAUAUUGACAAUUCAGUUGGGAUUAACUGUUGGUAUAAUUUGUUUAUUCAUCUACUGGACAUUUCUUAAAUUUUGGGUACGAAGGCGUCCAUGGUUCUGUUUUGCCCUUUUACCAGUACUCUUGAUUCUGGCUAUUACCCUUGCCUGCUGUGAUGAUGCCCGCAGAAAAGCCCCACUGAAUUACAUUUUGUUGUUACUAUUUACAAUUAUUGAAGGUGUCCUACUUGGAUCAAUUGCAGGCUUCUUUGAGGCUGAUGGGAUAAUGUGGGCUAUUGCUGGCACAGCAGUUGUGACAUUCGGGCUUUCUGUCUUUGCUCUUCAAACAAAAUUGGACCUCACCAUAACAUCUGGAGUCCUGCUGGUUACGCUUUUUGUGUUUCUCAUUUUUGGAAUCCUUUCUGCCACCUUGCAAACCAAGGUGAUGACAUUAUUAUAUGCUGCAUUUGGAACACUACUUUUUGCCAUAUAUCUGGUGGUGGAUACUCAAUUAAUGAUGGGAAGAACACGCCACUUCCAACUGGAUCCUGAGGAUUAUAUUUUUGCAGUACUGAAUGUCUACAUUGACAUUAUCCAUAUGGGUGUGUUCAUACUACAAUUUAUUGGUUUUAUGAAGUAA
Euleptes europaea (tarantolino) is the source of this 969-nucleotide messenger RNA. RefSeq names its product protein lifeguard 1-like. The record is from RefSeq and is a predicted model, not a curated record. The transcript has 9 exons. The coding region runs from base 1 to 969 and encodes 322 amino acids. Lineage: Eukaryota; Metazoa; Chordata; Lepidosauria; Squamata; Sphaerodactylidae. Gene Ontology annotation, cellular component: membrane.